Messenger RNA from Chrysochloris asiatica (Cape golden mole), 894 nucleotides. It is a transcript of the gene TST, whose product is annotated as thiosulfate sulfurtransferase (rhodanese). Gene Ontology annotation, molecular function: thiosulfate-cyanide sulfurtransferase activity. The record is from RefSeq and is a predicted model, not a curated record. Gene Ontology annotation, cellular component: mitochondrion. The transcript is spliced from 2 exons. NCBI's taxonomy places the organism in Eukaryota, Metazoa, Chordata, Mammalia, Afrosoricida, Chrysochloridae. The coding region runs from base 1 to 894 and encodes 297 amino acids. Gene Ontology annotation, biological process: transsulfuration.
AUGGUUCAGCAGUUGCUCUACCGUGCAUUGGUCUCCACCAAGUGGUUAUCAGAAUCUAUCCGAGCUAACAAGCUAGGGCCUAGCCUUCGAGUGCUGGAUGUAUCGUGGUACUCACCAGGUACCCGUGAGGCACGGAAGGAGUACCUAGAACGCCAUGUGCCAGGUGCCUCCUUCUUUGAUAUUGAAGAGUGCCGGGAUACGGCUUCGCCCUACGAGAUGAUGCUGCCCAGUGAAGCACACUUUGCCGACUAUGUGGGCCACCUAGGCAUCAGCAACAACACGCAUGUGGUGGUAUAUGACGGUGACCAUCUGGGCUCCUUCUAUGCACCCAGGGUCUGGUGGAUGUUCCGUGUGUUUGGCCACCGCACCGUAUCAGUGCUCAAUGGUGGCUUCCGAAACUGGCUGAAGGAGGGCCACCCAGUGACAUCUGAGCCCUCACACCCAGAGCCAGCCAUCUUCAAAGCCACAUUGGACCCUUCCCUGGUCAAGACUUAUGAGCAGAUGCUGGAGAACCUCAAAACGAAGAGGUUCCUGAUGGUGGAUUCACGGGCUAAAGGCCGUUACCUGGGUACUGAGCCGGAGCCGGAUGCAGUCGGACUGGACUCAGGCCACAUCCGUGGCUGUCUCAACAUGCCAUUCAUGGACUUCCUGACGGAAGAAGGCUUUGAGAAGACCCCUGAAGAGCUCCGUGCCAUGUUCAAGGCCAAGCAGGUGGACCUUUCACUGCCUCUCAUAGCCACCUGCCGAAAAGGCGUCACUGCCUGCCACAUUGCCCUGGCUGCCUACCUCUGUGGCAAGCCCGACGUAGCCGUCUACGAUGGCUCCUGGUUUGAGUGGUUCCACCGGGCGCCCCUGGAGACCCGUGUGCCCCAGCGGAAGGGUGAGAAGGCCUGA